CCCACCCCCUGUCCUCUUUGUCCCCUUCCCUCGAUCCGGAAAUUGCAUGGGCUGGGACAAAGAGAGUUAAAAGCUGUGUCACCUGCGGGUCUGGGAGACAGACAGCCGGCAGGAGGGGGACAGGUGGAACAGCCAUGACAGGGGGUUGAGAGGCCAGGUGGACAGUGGGAGACUUGACUGGCAGGGUGGCGGGCAGAUGAAAGGACUGGCAGGUAGGUGGCCAGGCAGAUAGCAGAGAGACCCGACAGGCUAAGAUUGCCAACAGCCACGUGGAGGAACCGGCAGGCAGGCAGGCAAGGGACGGGCACAGGGAGAGCUGAGCGUGUGGACCUCCCUGUGGGGCUGCUGGCGGAAGGAACAGGGAGAAGGACAGGCCAAGUGGCAUCUCUGAGAGGCCCCACCCUUUCCCCCAGAACCUGGAGGUGGCUCACCAUGGGGUCCAGAAUCUUUCUGCUCCUUUGUUUUAUUGGGCUCAGCCACGAGGCCAAAGAGAAGAUUGUUAAUGGCACGGAAUGUGUCCCUCACUCGCAGCCUUGGCAGGUGGGGCUAUUUGAGGGCACCCACCUGCGCUGUGGGGGGGUCCUCAUUGACCCCAGGUGGGUCCUCACGGCUGCUCACUGCAGUGGCAGCAGGUACUGGGUGCGCCUGGGGGAGCACAGCCUCAGCUGGCUGGACUUCACAGAACAGAUCCGGCGCAGCGGCCUCUCCGUGACCCACCCAGGCUAUCAGGGAGCCUUGAAGAGCCAUGACCAUGACCUCCGGCUUCUGCGACUGGGCACCCCCGUCCUCCAGACUCGCAGUGUCCGGCCCCUGCCCCUGCCCACAUCCUGUGCGGCGGCUGGCACCGAGUGCCACAUCUCAGGCUGGGGCACCACCAACCAGCCAUGGAGCGCGUUCCCUGACCGGCUCCAAUGCCUCAACCUCUCCAUCGUCUCCGAAGGCACCUGCCGGGCUGUGUUCCCGGGGAGAAUUACCGACAACAUGGUGUGCGCGGGCGGCUCUGCUGGGGAGGACGCCUGCCAGGUUGAUUCUGGGGGCCCCUUGGUUUGUGGAGGAGUCCUUCAAGGUCUAGUAUCCUGGGGGGCCGUGGGGCCGUGCGGGCAAGAUGGCAUCCCAGGAGUCUACACCAAAAUUUGCAAAUAUGUGGACUGGAUCCGGAUGGUCAUAGGGAACAACUGACCUGCUCUGUCUACCUUCCGGCCUCAGCUUGGGGGCCACUCUGACGCUCAGAAAGAUGGAUCAGAGAGGGUGUGGGCUUUCCCUCGGGGGCCACGUAGCAAUGGCGGAGGGAAAGUUACUUCUAAGAGUGAAAAUGAAACCAAACAGGGCCCUGUGGGGCUUCUGGGCACACAUGCCCUUCUGUGCUACCCCCCCCCCCCAUUUCUUGUUUUUAGGAACUAAACUUCAGCCUCUACGACCUUCCCUGAGUUCCAAAAGUCUACUGCUAACCAGGAAAGGGAGGAGGUGCAGAGACACGAAUGCAUCCUGGGGGCAGGGUCGGGGUUCCUUCUCAAGGAAUAUACAUAAUGCUAUCUGCAGAACUAAAACUCCCAACUAAUGGAAGCUGUUAAUGAAGCAUUCUUUAUUCUGAGGCCAGACCACUCAACACCAGCUUUGAAAACAAUGCAAGCUCGCCUCCGCCCUGAUCCUUAUCUGGGGCCCUGUUUUUCACUCCUCACACUGUAAAACCCCCUCCCAAUCUCUGGGGGGGGGGGCACAGUCUUUAAGGCAUUAGCCUGCUAGGACCCUCC
Sus scrofa (pig) is the source of this 1751-nucleotide messenger RNA. It is a transcript of the gene KLK12, whose product is annotated as kallikrein related peptidase 12. Gene Ontology annotation, biological process: proteolysis. NCBI's taxonomy places the organism in Eukaryota, Metazoa, Chordata, Mammalia, Artiodactyla, Suidae. The record is from RefSeq and is a predicted model, not a curated record. Gene Ontology annotation, molecular function: serine-type endopeptidase activity. Gene Ontology annotation, cellular component: secretory granule.